This is a messenger RNA of Arabidopsis lyrata subsp. lyrata, 1269 nucleotides long. RefSeq names its product transcription factor bHLH71. Bases 90 to 1073 code for a protein of 327 amino acids. The record is from RefSeq and is a predicted model, not a curated record. Gene Ontology annotation, biological process: regulation of transcription by RNA polymerase II. Lineage: Eukaryota; Viridiplantae; Streptophyta; Magnoliopsida; Brassicales; Brassicaceae. The transcript is spliced from 3 exons. Gene Ontology annotation, molecular function: protein dimerization activity; DNA-binding transcription factor activity, RNA polymerase II-specific; RNA polymerase II cis-regulatory region sequence-specific DNA binding.
AAAAAUAAUAAAUGAAAGAUUUGGAAUGAUGCUAUAUAAAUCAAUGAUACUUAGUAAUUCAAUAAGGAAUAAACGUCGUGAAGAGCAAAAUGACUCUAGAAGCUUUAUCAGCAAACGGUCUCUUAAACUUUUUGCUCUCCGAAACUCUUUCACCAACUCCAUUCAAGUCUCUCGUCGAUCUCGAGCCAUUGCCGGAAAAUGAUGUCAUCAUAUCCACGAAGACAAUUCCGGAGAUACCUCAUCAAGAACCGCCACCACCGCGACAACCACCAGCGACCAAUCGAGGGAAGAAGCGGAGGAGAAGGAAGCCUAGGGUUUGCAAAAACGAAGAAGAAGCUGAGAAUCAACGAAUGACACACAUUGCCGUCGAAAGAAACCGAAGAAGACAAAUGAAUCAACAUCUCUCUGUCUUGCGAUCUCUCAUGCCUCAACCUUUUGCUCACAAGGGUGAUCAAGCUUCAAUAGUUGGUGGAGCCAUAGAUUUCAUCAAAGAACUUGAACACAAAUUACUAUCUCUUGAAGCUCAAAAGCUUCAUAAUGCUAAAUCAAACCAGUCGGUUACUUCUUCAACAAGUCAAGACUCAAAUGGUGAACAAGAGAACCCUCAUCAACCGUCUUCACUAUCUCUAUCGCAGUUCUUUCUUCAUUCCUACGAUCCCGGCCAGGAAAAUAGAAACGGCUCAACAAGCUCGGUGAAAACCCCUAUGGAAGAUCUUGAGGUCACUCUAAUCGAAACUCAUGCUAACAUCAGAAUCUUGUCGAGAAGAAGAGGUUUCCGGUGGAGCACGAUGGCUACCGCGAGGCCACCACAACUUUCGAAGCUGGUGUCUGCUCUGCAAUCGCUUUCGCUCUCUAUUCUUCACCUUAGUGUCACAACAUUGGACACUUACGUUAUUUACUCCAUCAGCGCCAAGGUGGAAGAGAGUUGCCAGCUAAGUUCAGUAGAUGACAUUGCAGGAGCAGUUCACCACAUGCUAAGUAUCAUUGAAGAGGAGCCUUUUUGUUGUUCACCAAUGUCAGAAUUACCAUUUGACUUCUCUUUGAAUCACUCAAAUGCCACUCAUUCUCUCUGAGGAAUCUCUUUUUUUGUUGUUGUUGUUCCUUCUUUUAGUUUUAUCACAUAACACAUCUUUAAUCUUUUUUUUUCUUUCAGAAUAAAGAAAGGUAUAAGCUUUCUUUUUAAUUCCUAGGUUCUUUUUUCUGACUAUGUAAAGACUAAAUGUGAAUUUACAAUGACACAUAACAUAUUAGUUGUUUUAGUCUUCUUUU